Molecule: messenger RNA, 1355 nt
Organism: Engraulis encrasicolus (European anchovy)
Lineage: Eukaryota; Metazoa; Chordata; Actinopteri; Clupeiformes; Engraulidae
Exons: 8
Coding region: 116-1297 (393 amino acids)
Source: RefSeq, a predicted model, not a curated record
UGUUAGCUCAGGCUCCCUUGCUGAUGCUGAGGCUAGUUCUGGAUCUGAUGACACUGUGAUACUGACCCCUAGCCCAAGACAAUUAAAACAAGGAGAGGAACGUCGUCUUGCCCAAAUGGUUGAAGACAUCUUAAAAGGAAGCCCAGGAGGGGACAAGAUCAUGAAUGAAUAUGCUCGGACAAAGUACCUGUCAGAUAGCAGAAGGCGUGACCUGGUGAAGAUAUUGGUUGCUCAUAUGACAAAUGAACAUGGAACAAGCCCGCCUCGGCAUGUGAAGGAAGACUACGCACUGGGUAUCAUCUCCCUCUUCCCCUAUUUGGCUGACCCAAGGAGCAAGCUUGGCUAUGAACAUUAUUACAACGCAGAAGAUGGAAGUGGCUAUUUGGCUUGGAGAAUUAAAACUCUGCAGAAAGAAGCAUCAGAGGGACGAGUUAAACGUCCACGACCUUCACAAGCAGGUGGGCCAUCUGUUGAUAGAGAUCCUUGCAAGGAAGGCAAUUGGUUGAGCGAUGAACGCCAGUGUCAGGAAGCAAUUGCUCUGAUGAAGCACACAGCUGAUGAAUCGGUGGUGAAGGAAAAGAUGAGGUUGACCCUAGUCUAUCGCCAGAAGAUUCUGCGUGACACUGACAAAUCAACUGAUAUCCUAUCCUUUUUUCCAAGAUUCAUGGACAUACCAGGCCUGAUUGAGCAGGAUUUUGCACUUCUCUUUGGUGACUCAACCUCUGCAAAGCUGAUGGAGAAAUGGUCCACCAACAUAAAACCAAAAGUCAUUGCACAGAGCCGUGGCCUGACACAGACUGCGGAUCUCCAAGACCUCAUCCAGAAUGCUCUUGCUACUGAAGUUGAAGAAGGUUGGGACAGUGACAUGUCGUCCAUACUGUUGCUGGUCCACCUUCUACCACCCUCCAAUCCAGGGCGCAAAAGGCCAGGAAAGAUUUCCGCUCAUCGAGCCUGUGAUCAUGUGGUGAAAUUCAUCAAGACUGGUGCCAGCAUUCAGGGCCAUUUGGAGGGCAUCACACAGAGUGUCCAGCCAUAUCUACUUGCAGUUGGACCAAAGAAAAGUAUUAUCCAAUCUUACUUCAUUGUUGUUGACAAACAGGCCUUGCCAUGCAAGUCCUCCAAUUCACUGGCUGCAUUCGAUGAGCUUUUUAAAGCUCAUUAUGUUUUCGGUACCACUUACUGCCAUGAGCUCACAAAUGUGUUCACUUUCUUGCAAACAACCAUCUAUGACAUAGAUGUUGAAAUUACCAAAGUCAAUCCAAGAGUAGCUGAGCUUAGAGCACGAAUGCUGCAGUAGACAGAAUGAUUUGUUUCAUUUGUCAGAAGAGUCAUGCUGAUGCUAAUAGCCUCAUACG